AUGUUGGUUAUAUACGCUACACAAAGAACCGUAAGCAAAUACAUGUACGAGGAUUGUCCACUCGCUAGACAAGCCGCUGGUGCUAUUUGUUUUAAUGGUCAUGCAAACAAGUACACAGGUACAAAUAUUCCUAUGCAGAAGUGCUUGAAAACACCAACUACGGCUUUAUUUGACCCCGGUGUGUAUAAUAUUACAUGGGAGUCAUUGUCUGAUUUACGAAAAGAUGACUUACUUGCGUUGGAGCUAAAGAGGCAAAAGAAGGGAGCGUCUUCUACUGUAGGUUGUAUUGUCUCAAUGAAACCGCAUAACUAUUCUGUUUCCCAAUAUAUAAAGUCAAGAGAAGUCUCUGAUAAUGUUAAAACAGACGCGGUCAAUGAAGAACUUACACCGUUUGUUCUGGAAGGGUAUGUGUCUUUGAAUGAGAAUUCAGAAGAAAUACCAAUUAAAGUUGAUAAGGGCAACAGCGACUGCCAAAGAAAAUAUGUCAAAGGUCAAAAAAAGAUAAACUAUUGGUAUGACAGAAAUGCCAGGUUGAGAGACUUUAAACCAGGUGAUAAAGUUUUGGUACUCUUUCCAAUGUCAGGACAUGCACUUCAGGCCCGAUAUCAUGGACCUUAUGUGAUUGAAUCCAAACUUAGUGAUUUAAAUUACUUUGUUAAAACACCUAAUAGUUGGUUCUGUGAAUCAUUGUGUACUGGUGUGAUUAUAGAAGAACGUAAUAGGCAGAAUGAGCUGCAGAAUAACGAUACAAGAGAAUAUCAUUCUGGAAAAACGACAUUCAUGUCUGCAUUUGGCUCAUUCAAAUCGAAGAAGAUAGCUAUUGGUGCCGGGGUUGCAAUAGCAGGUGUCGUCACCAUCGUAGCCUUGGGUCUUGGUUUAGGACUUGAUGCUGGAAAUGAAAGUGUCAAUAUUAAUGGAACAACCAACGCGAUUCGACACUGUCCUUGUGAGCAGGUAUGUGCCAUGCGUGGAAAUAACUACACGUGUUCAUGUAAAGAUGGAUAUGGGCUGGACAAUGAUGGAAUACAUUGUUUGGAGAACACCUUUAAUACAAACAAAACACACACGACAAUGCAAAGAACACUCAUAUCUCACACACAACAGCCAAGUGUAAUAACAACAGAAACUACUCAGUAUCGAAACACUGCACACCAAACUGACAUGCAUAAAACCACAUUGUCUCAGCCUUGGCUCACUACUCCGCAGACUGGUAAGCCGAGUACCAUCAUGUCUCAAACUCCUUUUUCAAGUAUAUCUAUACACCAAACUGACAUGACUAAGACUACAAUGCCUAGACGAACUAAUCCAAGAAGUACAAUCCCUCAGAUUUUUCAGUCUAGUACCAUGACCAAAACAACUUUAACGAAUAUACCUCUUCAUCGCACUGAUAUGCCCGAAACCACAAUGCCCAAGUUGACUAGUCCGUGGUUUACCACUCAACCUAGUACUAUCAUGCCUCAAACAUCUCUUCCCAGUAUAACAAUACAGCAAACUAGCAUGGCAGAAACUACGACUCCCAAGAUAUCACAUACGUGGCUUACCACUCCAAUGACUACUCAUCCAAGUACCUUCACUCCCCUAACAUCUCCAACGAGUAUGCAUGUACAACAAACUGACAUAGCUGAAACCACAAUGCCGAAAACGACAAACCUUCAAACAGCCUGGUCUACCUUGCAAACAACUCAACCCAGUUUAACGGCGCUGAGCACAGAGCAGGCAAGUUCUACUUCUAGAACACCACUUACCCGCAUCACCGAACAAAACAAGGAGCCGAAUACAUCGUCAACACCCAUUCAAUUGACAAUGACUACUUGGCCAAACACACUUGUUCCCCAAACACAACCCGGUACUAAUCCAUCCGAAGCGGCUAGUACGAUUCUUCGAACAACACCAAAGAGUAUAACCAAAGACGGGACUAGUUUGCUGACAGGCAGUAAUGAAAGAUCCUCUGCAUAUUCUACAAGCAUAUUGCCACAAACAACUACAUUUUGGACUUUCUUUUCUCGAAUAACUACACCUGACACAUCGACACCAUAUGGGACUAAGAUAAGUAGCACUGGCUUAUACGAAACUACUGAGGGCGUUACCGAGUCUGUCACUACAGACGAAUUGGACCUCACAACAGUUGCCACUUGUCCGUGCGAACACAUGUGUGAUCGAAUCGAUGAUAAUUGGGUGUGUUCAUGUCGUAGUGGUUAUGAAUUGACUGAGAAUCUUGUAAAUUGUACAGAUGUUGAUGAGUGUGCCACGGGUAACGCUACCUGCGAACAAAAUUGUACGAACACAGUGGGGUCCUACUAUUGUUAUUGCCAAGAAGGUAUGAUUGUCCAGGAUGACAAUUCGUCGUGUAACUAUGACUACGACGAGGUACUGAGAAAGUCACUGUUGUUUUACGAAGCUCAGCGUUCCGGCGUACUGCCAGAUAACAACCGCAUUCCGUGGAGAGGGGACAGUGCCGUCAAUGAUUCUACACCUGACGGGAAAGACUUGAGCGGUGGUUACUAUGACGGUAAGGUUGGAUCAGUGAAUGGAGAUCAUGGUUAUUGGGGACGCGCUGAAGACAUGACAAUGGAUAGGCCUGCAUAUAAAGUAGAUGAAGACAAUCCAGGGUCCGAUGUUGUUGGCGGAACAGCCGCUGCAAUGGCAGCUAUUGCCUUUGUUUUCAAGGACAGGGAUGCAAACUAUUCUGCGACAUUGGUAGAUCAUGCAAGAGAGCUAUUCACUUUUGCCGACGACUUCAGAGAGAAAUAUUCUGUCAGUAUACCCAUGGCUGCUAAAGUAUAUGACUCCACCGGAUAUAUGGACGAGAUUAUUUGGGCUGCGUGCUGGCUGUAUAAAGCUACAAACGAAAUAUCAUACCUCGACCGAGCAAUACUCCUGUUUAACGGCGAAUCAUUCUUGAAACCGUAUGCAUUUGGUUGGAAUGAUGUAACGGUGGGAUAUAGGGCAAUGUUGUUGCAGUUGACUCAAAAUACCGAUCGACAUGAUGCUAGUUUCAAACUUGGCGUAACUGCAAAAUUUCUAACUGAAUGGUUGCCGGGAGGUAGCAUGCCGUAUACACCAAAAGGUCUGGUGUUCCGCGACAACUGGGGAUCGCUGAGAUAUGCAACCGCGUCAGCAUUUAUUGCACUGACAACUGCCGAAGCUGGAGUGAAAACAACGGCUUAUAGAAACUGGGCGAAGUCUCAAGUUGAUUAUGUAUUAGGCUAUACCGGAAGGAGUUUUGUAGUAGGAUAUGGUGUGAAUCCACCAGUCCAACCACACCACAGAGGAUCUUCCUGCCCCGACGAGCCAGCGCCCUGCGGGGCUGGAUAUCUGGGUUUGGCAGCACCGAAUCCGCAAGUACUGUACGGCGCAAUGGUUGGUGGACCGGGUGCCAAUGACAACUACAAGGACUCCAGAAAAGAUUAUUUCAAAAAUGAAGUAUCGUUGGAUUUCAAUGCCGGAUUUCAGUCAGUCGUGGCAGAAAUUAGCUAG
This is a messenger RNA of Saccoglossus kowalevskii, 3477 nucleotides long. RefSeq lists its product as uncharacterized. The record is from RefSeq and is a predicted model, not a curated record. NCBI's taxonomy places the organism in Eukaryota, Metazoa, Hemichordata, Enteropneusta, Harrimaniidae.